AUGACCCAAUCCGCCGUUAAGCCCGGAAUUCCACCCGCCUGGCAAGCCAAAUGUUCAGCCAAGCGUGAGGCGAUCCUCUCCGCCAUCCCCACCGAAUGGCGCAUCCCCGCUCCCAUCCCCACCCCCGACGUCCAACCCAACGUGACCGGCAAAUAUAUCCAGCAGUAUCUUUCCCCACGAGAGGUUGAAAUCACUGAAUCCGACGCCGAGACCAUCGUCUCUCACACAACAACUGGGUUAUGGACCGCUGUGGAAGUGACAUUGGCCUUCUGCCACCGCGCCGCCGUCGCCCACCAGCUCGUGCCCUGCCUGCUCGAAAUCUUCUUCGACCGCGCCCUGUCCACGGCAAAAGAACUAGACAGCUACUUCACCACCCACCACAAGCCCCUAGGCCCACUCCACGGUCUCCCCGUCAGCCUAAAAGACCAAUUCCACAUUUCGAGAGUGGAAACGACCAUGGGCUACGUAGGUUGGAUCGACACGGUCGAAGGCAAGCCACUCAACUCUCUCCCGCCUGGCGAAAGAGACACGGAAAGCGAACUGGUCCGCCUCCUCCGCACCAGCGGCGCAGUGUUCUACUGCAAGACCAGCGUCCCGACCACCCUGAUGGCCGGGGAGACCUGCAACCACAUCAUCGGGUACACAUUCAACCCGCUCAACCGCCGCCUGUCAGCCGGGGGCAGCUCCGGUGGGGAGGGGGCAUUACUGGCGCUGCGGGGCUCCGUGGUGGGGUUCGGGACCGAUAUCGGCGGGAGUAUCCGCGUCCCCGCCGCCUUCAAUGGGAUCUACGGCCUGCGGCCCUCGGCGGGGCGCUUGCCCUACGAGGGCGCCGCCAAUUCCAUGGAUGGACAGAAUACAGUGCUUUCUGUGGUGGGACCGAUGGCGACGACUGUUCAGGGAGUCAAGUUGAUGGUGCAGGCGGUGCUGGCGCAGGAACCGUGGUUUGCGGAUCCAUUGGUGGUGGAGUUGCCCUGGCGCCAUGGGGUGGAGGAGCGCGUACGGGGUGGCAUCGCGGACAAGAGGCUUACUUUUGCGUUCAUGGACGAUGAUGGUACGGUGAGGUCUCACCUGCCAGUCCAGCGGGCGCUGGGAUUGGUAAGAGGGCUGUUGGAGCAGAAAGGUCACCGGGUUAUCGACUGGAAUCCCCCAAGUCAUGCAACAGCUUUCGAUAUCGCGAUGCAAGCAUGGCACAUGGACGGCGGAACAGACGUCCAAGCCCACCGCGCGCUCGCCGGCGAGGAACAGCUGCCGGAGUGCUUCUUGCAGCCGAGUGACCACCUCAGCGCCGCACAGGUGGCUGCUCUGAACGUUAAGAAACGCAACUAUCAGAAAGCGUACAUGGACUACUGGAACUCUACGGCCACACUCACCGGGACCGGACGACCGGUCGACGCGCUGAUCUGCCCGGCUUGCCCCUCGGUGGCUGUCAGACCCGGGAAAUUUAAGUACGGGGUGUAUACCACGUUUGUCAAUGUCCUAGACUAUUCCAGUGCAGUUUUUCCGGUCACAAAGGUGGACCGCUCGGUGGACGGGAGUCACAGACCAGGUGUGCCCUUGACUGAGAUGGAUGCCGAGGUCCAGUCAGACUAUGAUCCUGACGACUGCCAUGGCGCUCCUGUUGCGCUGCAGUUGGUGGGCCGCCGCUUCGAAGAAGAAAAGGUGUUGGGUCUGGUUGAGUACGUCGACAGGCUUAUUGAUGAGGCCACACAGAGAAUGUAG
Molecule: messenger RNA, 1719 nt
Organism: Aspergillus japonicus CBS 114.51
Lineage: Eukaryota; Fungi; Ascomycota; Eurotiomycetes; Eurotiales; Aspergillaceae
Gene: gmdA
Product: putative general amidase GmdA
Exons: 5
Coding region: 1-1719 (572 amino acids)
Source: RefSeq, a predicted model, not a curated record